AUGCCCUAUCUUCUGCAUAUGCGACAUAUCACGACGAACCUAGGGUUGUACGACCAGCGCGUCGCUUCACGGGUCUAUGAUCCAUUAAACCCUAGAACGACACGCGCUAGAGCCGUUCUCGCUUGGGGCAUGCACCACUGGGCCAUUUCGGCCGAAUUUGCUUUUCGCACAAGCCUUGGGUUCGAGAAUGUGCCGCCGGUCCCACCUCCCAGGCCUCGGGCAGGAAGGACGUUAAAAGCACUCAGGGAUAAAGUCUUUGUUACUCAAGCAGGCCUAAGCUCUAUCAUGAAACACAUCGUUCCUCUGCAACGAGAGCACUCGAAAGGUCCUUUGACGUUGCCGUAUCUCACAGCAGCGCUUGGUCUGUAUGAGCAAUUAAGAACUUGGUGGAUGUCGAUAGAUCCCGCUUUGAGAAGUCUGCAAGUCAUAGAAGAAGCUCCACCGCAUGUGUUCAUGGUCACCUGCAUGUAUCAUUUCGCGGUCGGUGACUUGUUCCGCCCAUUCAUCACCACAUCCACUCGUCCCACACCACACGCAGCGCCUCUGAUCGAAGCCGGCCUUCCCAUUGAACCCUGUCUGUCCGCUGCUGUGGAUGCCACUCGUCAAUCUCGUACGCUGCACAGGUGCAUCGCGAAGCUCUACAGCUACGAUCAGUUCAUGGGCUUCUUGCCGUACUACGCAUUCCCCGUGGCUUUCGAGACACUACCCUCAACCUCAUCGCUGAGUCUGACGUUCUCUUGGGACGCUGCAUCCGCCUUUCUCGCCGAUCUUCGCAUCUUGGCUCACGCCAGCAAGCAGCUUCCGGCCGUUCCGCUGGCCACGCUGGGCAUAGAGAAAGCGGCGUCCAACAUGAAUAUUGUCUUGCCAGACGAAGCAAAGCAGAUCUUUGGUGAGAUCAAGCGCAGGCUUGCAGAGGACAAUGACCAGGAAAGUCAGAUUGGGUCGUUGUCUUCAAUACUGCCAACUCCAACGUUCAGGCUUCGAGAUUGA
Molecule: messenger RNA, 990 nt
Organism: Aureobasidium namibiae CBS 147.97
Lineage: Eukaryota; Fungi; Ascomycota; Dothideomycetes; Dothideales; Saccotheciaceae
Exons: 4
Coding region: 1-990 (329 amino acids)
Source: RefSeq, a predicted model, not a curated record